This is a messenger RNA of Aspergillus thermomutatus, 471 nucleotides long. RefSeq lists its product as uncharacterized. The record is from RefSeq and is a predicted model, not a curated record. The transcript is spliced from 2 exons. Bases 1 to 471 code for a protein of 156 amino acids. Lineage: Eukaryota; Fungi; Ascomycota; Eurotiomycetes; Eurotiales; Aspergillaceae.
AUGGAUCGCCCGUCCACCGCUCUCAAUGAGUACACAGACGACAACCGGCGGUGCAGACACUGCAAUCUAACCGGCCACAUAGCCCCUCGUUGUCCGCUACGACCGCUGCCAACCUCCGUGAGGCAAACCACCAUCACUUCUCAGCAACCGAGUACAACCAAUGCACCGCAGCGGGGCCAUACGUCGAAUACUACUCGGCAUGGCCCUAGUGGCACCACAACUUCCUCCCGGGAGAUCCGUCAUCAUCACUUCCUGGACCAAGGAACUCAUCAAAUUAUCCAUAUCGACAUCGGCGGGAAUCUCCCGGUUGUGCAUACUACCCAGGUGCGGGACAGACCGAAACGCAGACGUAGGAAGAGACCGAACAAGUCGGCAAGGAGGGCUCGAAUGGCCACAGAACAGACCAAGUCUCAGGAUCCUACCCCAGCAGUUGCAAAAACCGAGGAGAAUGAUGAGAAGAUGAUCCAGUGA